GCGGUCAGGUGAUCAGCGGCUAGGCUAGCCGAGCCUAGCUUGACACGGACGAUGCUAUUCACAUAACGGACGGACGUGGGAAAGCGGGCGCUAAUAGUGACAUCGUAGACACACACACACAAAGAAAAACAAAAGAGGAAAACGCCCUCCUCGUGUUAGGAGUGUGUGCGCUGUAAUAACACACAAGUCGGGGAAGUUUGGUGGUUUAAAGGUGGAUUUUAAAGCCCUCCGGUGUGUGGGCGGGGCGACACCAGCCCGGACCCGCAGUCAGUCACACGGUCCGUCGGUCGGUCGGUGCACAAGCGACCGGAGCGGUGCCGAAAUAUUUCUCUCUUUUUUUUUUUUGUUGGAUUAUCCAUCUGGAUUCCACGUUUCCCCCCUGGAAAUUUGCCUUUAGCUGAUGGAAACGGGCAUCUGUAGCCAUGUGUGCCAAUGUGUUUGGAGUUCUGAAGAGCCUGUUUGGGAAGCCCUUUGAUGGUGGGAAGAGGAUGGACCAUGGCGGCCCACCACAGCAGCAACAGCAACAUCCGAUGCAGCAGCAGGCGUACCAGCCGCAGCACCCAGCCAUGAUACGUCUGUACGAGAUCCAGAAGGAGGUGGCGUCUCUGGGGCCGCAGGUCUGCACCUUCAGCGGCCUGCAGAACGACCGCGAGUACAAGCGGCUGGAGCGCGAGCUGACCCAGCUGCUGCUGGAGGUGGACAAGGUCGACACGGAGGGCAAGGCCGAGCUGCAGGCGGCACGCAAGCGGGCGGCACAGGAGGUAGAGGGCAUGCUGCGCUACCUGGAGGAGAACGCCACCCAUCCGUCCCGCCUGGCCAUCGAGGAGCUUAGCCGCGAGGCGCGCCGGCUGGUGGACGAGGGUGUCGUGGCACCGCAGCGUGCAGGCGGGGCGACGGAGAUCAGUGACGAGCUGGUGGACGCGUUGCAGGAGCUCAUCCUGAAGCUCACCCAGGUCAAGACCGGAGGGAGGGUGCCGCUCCGGAAAGCACGUUACCGGGCGCUGACCCGCCUGUGCGCUGUGCAGGACGUGAUAGAAGGGCGCACGCAGCAGCAGACCCUCUCCCUGCCGCUGUCGGGCGACACCCACGAGGCCGUGAACUGCAUCAACCAGGUGAUGGUGAAGGUGAGCGUGGCCCGCAGCCAGCUGGUGGCCCUGCUGAUGGGUCUGAGCGGGCGGGACAGCUGCGCCCACCUGUCACGCAUCCUCACGGAGAUGCAGGUGGAGCUGGACGCCCUGGACGUGUCCGGGAACGCGGCUGUCAGAAACUACCGGAAACAAGUGGUGGAGGAGAUCAACGGGCUGCUGAAACACCUGGACCUGGAGGGAGAAGGAGACGACACGCGCAGGUACGACCUGGCGCAGAACAACUCCAUCCGUGAGAUCGAGGCCGUGCGGGGUCACGUGUCCCACCUGCGGGGCGAGGUCCUGCGGCACUGCGGGAUGGGCGAGCUCAGCUUCCGCCCCAAAGCCGAGCUGCAGAGCCUCCUCACUCACCUGGACCAGGUGGACACGGGCAAGAACCCGUGCAUCAGGGAGGCCCGGCGCCGCGCCGUGGUGGAGGUGCAGGCCAUCAUCACCUUCCUGGACCUGCGCGAGGCCCUGUGCCGCCGUCAGCCGGGCCCCGCCGAGCACCCGUCCCACCGGGCCGUGUGGCUGGUGCUGGGCAGCCUGUCGGAGCUCCAGGCGCAGGUGCUGGGCUUCGACGGCAAGCGGGCCGACAAGAGCUACAUGAUGCUGGAGGAGCUGCUGACCAAACAGCUGCUGGCUCUGGACGCCGUGGACUCGCAGGGCGACGAGGGCACCAAGGUGGCACGGAAGCAGGCGGUGAAGUUUGCCCAGAACAUUCUCAGCUACCUGGACAUGAAGACAGACGAGUGGGAGUAUUGAUCCACCACAACAUGGCUCACAGAACAUGUUUUGUAGUUGUGACGGCCAUGUUGGAGGGUAAAAACACUGCAGCAGGAUGGGAGUGGUUGAUAACGUCUGUAUAUAAGCUGGUGCAUUAUCACCCCACAGGCUCGCCUCUGUAAAUAUUUGACUGAAAAUCCCAGAAUGCACUGCAGCAGCGCUUUUUUCGUCUAUUCGUGGUAGUCAUGGCCGACCCUGCUGAGAAGUCAACAGCAAAGAACUCCUUUUUUGUGAAAUUCACUUUGAAAAUUCAUUGUUCUCCUGACAUGUCAUGUGCUUUUUGAAGGUUUACAGAAAAAUGUUUUUGAGAUUUCCUGUGUGUGCGCGUGUGUGCGUGCGUGCAUGUGUGUGUGUGUGUGUGUGUGUGUGUGUGUGUGUGUGUGUGUGUGAAAGCUGUCGUCUGUGUGGUCGUCUUGGUGUGUGGUUGUUCAACCUGCUGCCAAAGCACUAAAUAAUGCCUGUUCCAGUGGUCGUAUCCUUCGGACUGCAGUUGAUAUUGAUAAGUUACCCCGGAGUGAUUGCUUUGUGUUGGCAUCGCUGUUUGGCUUAAUCUGUUUGGCUUAAUUUGACUGUCAGUUGUUAGUGAAGUCAGCUGAUCCAUGUGUUAAGUACAGUGAGCCAAUUAGUGAGAGAGCAGCAGGAGUCAAGAUUACCUGCCCCCCACUGCUGACAUGUGAGCUGGGCUGGGUGGCAGUGAUACCUGUUGGCACUGUGCCAGGUUUUGGAUGUUAAGAUGUCUUUGGCCUUGUUCACACUGCCAGCCAAAAUCCAUUUUUUGGCAUGUCCACAUUAAUUUUAGUAAGUCUGGACAGCAAAAAAAUACACAAAAUGCGAUUUUUGCAAAUCGGAUCCAAACCACAUUUUGAGGUGGUUUGAAAUGCAAAGCCAAUCAGAUUUCUACAGACGCGUCUCAGUCCGGAUGUUUUGGCCACUCAAAUCGGACCUCAAACUGUCUUUUUGCCUCAUUUGCAACCAAACACACAGUGAUGAUGUCAAAUCCAGAGAGACGGAAGUGCAGAAUCCGUCCUGCUGCGAGCAGAGCGGCAUGGAGACGCUGAAAUAAACUGUCCUCUGCCUCUUUUAGGGGAAGCUUCUGGACAUUUCUCCUGCUUCGCCAGUGUACAUAGUUACUGACAAUGAUGUCGUUACCAUAGCAACCCAUGCAGAUAGGUUGGUGAUGUCUAAACACAUAAAUCCGACCUGCUCACUCGCAAAUAACAGACAGUCAAUGUUGACUUGACUCUCUGAUUUGACAAACAAAUCUGAUUUACCUGCCGUCUGAACAAGGCCUUAAACAUCACAAAACGGAAAGAGUAACUAAACUCCAAACGUAAAUCUCAAUGAAGCCUGACCUCUAAUUUUGUAAAGUAAGGUGCCUGAUCAUGAGUGGCAGGUGAUGUCAUCACCUGUUCUCUAUCGGUGGUGCCGUCACCUGCCACCAAAGACCACACACCUUUUCAUCAUGAGAGGUCAGGCCUCACAGAGACUUGGGCUUGAGGUUUAGUUAAUUUUUUAAAAAAUUACCGGGCCAAUUCCAUCCAAAUGUCUGGUUUAAUUUUAAUGUCCUGGAGUAUGUGUUGAGAAAAUCAGUGCAGAGUGCAGAGUGCAGUCUGAUUGGGCUCCAAAAAGCAGAUGGCAUGCACAAGUGUUAAACAGGGGGGGGAAAAAACAAUCUAGAAUGAAAUGAACAACAAAAAUUUGGGAAAAAGUGUUAUUUCAGAAACAGUAUCAAAAGUGAAAUAUUAGAUGGAGAGCUGAGGCAUUUCCAUUUCAACAACACCUGGCGCCUCCAAACUCAGACAAACAAACCAGAGGUGAAUUGAGAGAGAGAGAACAGUGGGAGUUUACAUUAUUGAUGGCAGGCCUCUCUCCAGUCCUGCCUGACCCUGUUUGUCCCCUCAGCAUUUGAUUUGUGUUUCUGGUGGCGAUCCAAUACACACUUCGGGUGGCAAACACCCCAAGCCCUAAAAACCACGGCUGUUGUAGUCAAGCGGUCAAACCGGACAAAUGACAAACAAUAAGCCAAGCCUCUUCCACCCUGUGUGCUGCGAUCGAUAAGGGUAAACAAAGUUAACAUGAAUUUUUUUUUUUUUUUUUUUUUUUUGUGCAGUUGUUCUGAGUCAGGCGGCCGGCCACAAACAGGAUGUUUAGCGGAGACGGCAUGCAGUGCGUCUGGUUCUUGUGGAUAAAAAAUAAUCCCCCUGCCCUUACUGCUUGUGUAGUCAGUAGUCUGAAACAUGUUUCAAAUGUUUGUUGUGACUUUGCGUGUUUGCUUGGCUAAAAAUGGAGGUUCAGAGUCGUUGAGGUGGGAGUGAAAUUUUGCUGUUGCUGCUUUUGGUUUUGUUUCUGCCCAUUCGCUUUUCUGCUCGAGAGGAGUGAGACUGUGAGAGGCCGCGAGGAGAAGGAGGGGAGGGUGAGAUCCACCGGAUUGACAUAUUAAGGUUGAAAAACACAAGGCCGACAGUCAGGCAGAGUGGCGAGCGUUUGACGGUGAUCGCGGUCGACGGAGCCCUCUAGAAACCGCAGAGCUGCAGCUGAAGACGCAGGGAGGGAAGCCAGGGGAAGGAAAAGGACUUGGACAGAAGACAAGUCCAAAUCUCCGUGCCUUUAUUUUCACCCUUCCCCUUGACCUUUAUGUUGGAAAGCAAACCCUCGUCGUCCAUCGACUGAAGAGGGAGUGAGCAGCUGCUCUCUUUUUUGAUACGUACUAAUGCACAAGAAUGAGGAAACAAAAGCACUGAAUGUGUUUGUGGCGAGCACCUGGGCUACUAUCGCCAUAAGAAAUUUGCACUAGCUGUCAGAAAACAAAUUUUUCAACCCAGAUUAUAGGAACUACAGAAUUUAUUCACUGUUAAAGGCAGACCGGUCAAUAAUUUGAGACGAGAGAUGGGCAAUGCACAUUCAGCAGACAAGCAAUAAAGUGAAAAUACAUGCAUUCUUGCUGCAAGCAGGCCAAAAUCUUAAAUGUAAUUGAAUAUAAACAGAAAAAUCAUCCAUAGAGCAACUCCAAAGCCACCCAUUCAGCUCAUUGAGGUGUAUGGUAGUGUUGUCUCUGUUGACUCGCCAGCUAACAACUGAACUGGUGUUCAUAACGCAAAAUCAUAUAGGCGAGGAAGUAUAGAAGCAUUACAGGAGGCCAGUGGGGCAAAACCCAUCUUGCAAAACAUGUCUCCAAAAUUAUUUCAUCUCAACGUUCCUUGUAUUUGCAUUUCUUUAUGUAGACGUGAUCACAUGAGGACAUUAAGAUUAUAAUCACUGGAUGUGCUGCAGAAGUCAACCGGGCAGAGUGCCGGGUUGUCCCAUACGGGUGUGGCCUUUUGGAUCCGACACACGACCUGACGGCAAUAAAGGAGCCAAAAAAAAUCAAUGUUUUCUUUCGAUAAAUAAAUGAGUUGAAAAAUAGUUGAGGAGUAUAAAAGGAAAGCACAAAGGAGAGCACAGCGAGCACCAGCCUCAAGAGAGCGGUGACAAUAAAAGCCUCUCAUAAGAAGCGAGUUUAGCCGCCUCCCCACCACCACCCAAAGACUCUUGUGCUGCCACGGCAGGCCAGCGUUGGUGCAGAGGGGCGUCACAUUUGUCAUCCACAUGUACUGUAGCAAAGUCAUGGUGAAACUGUCCCUGGAUUACCAUCACAAUGCUUGCAGAAGCACAAAGAUGAUUUUUAAAUUUAACUUGAUGAAUAACCAACAAUGGUUAAUUUCUUGUGUGGCUCCAGUUUGCCUAACAGGCAGUGCAGCACAGCAACAGUCACCGCCCACACUCCUUUUGAACGUUUUGGUCCACACUUGCUCGUACGUAAGAAACAGCAUCAUUUCCUUUUUAAUAUAACAGCGUUUGAACACGCUCUCAAAUGUGUAGAUGCUUACAAACCAUGGGAUCAGCUCUGUGUGAAGAAAUGCAAAUAUAAGGAAUAUGACUGAAGUGAGGAUGUGAUGAUUUCUGCUGCAACGUGUAUGUUUAUACUGUCUUGAGAGGUAAUACAUGUCAGUUUUGACACGUGUUUGCAAGAGGAUUUUGACACCAACAUCCUUCCGCGAGGCCUGGAAAUGUGACGGAGAGUUUCCGUGGCCUCGUGGCUGCUCGCAGUGAGAAUGCAUGUUAAAAGGCCAACGACGUGUCUCGUGGUUUUCCUGGCAACGGCGCGUUACUACGUGAUUAACUCGUCAGCGCGCUGUUUGUUCGCCCAAACCGGCUGAAGUUGUCCUCUGUAUCUCUGCCUUGUUUCAAAAUACAAAAAAACAUAUUCCAGGCGACUCCCACAGAACCUUUUCAUCCGCUGCAUUAAGCCGCUGCUGGGGAUUUAUGGCACAAAGCGUCCAGCCAGCCCUCUGGGUGUGUGGAUGACUCAUACGGGAGAAGAUUCGAUUAAACAGAGUUGGUUAAACAUGGUCAGCCUGGCUCUUACUGCAACAGAUGCUUAUUCACAGCAAAACCUUACGCUCUCUCAAACCAAACCGACCCGGACACACCUUAAGUUCACCGCCUCUCUAGGUUUUUUUGUUUUGUUUAAUUUGUACGCGGAAUAUAUCUAUCAGUCCUUGCCGUUAACAGCAUUUCUAUACACUUACUUGCUUUUUGAACAUAUCCAUUUUGGUGAUUUUAAUACUGUAUAGUUAAUAUUACUUGGGAUAUUACUUUUUUUUUUAUAGUGUCUUCAUAGUGUCUUGAAGCCUAUUUUCUAUUCAGUAUUCACUAAGCCUCUAUGAAUAGAUGCGCUUCCCAUACAAAGUUGCACUCAACCUUAAAAAGAAGGAUGGCAGUGAGGUAAAGCAACAUUUUUCCUAAAAAUAGUGAGAUUUGUGGUAGAAUUUAUCCUGGCAUGAAAGUAAAAAAAAAACCUGAAUAAUUUCCUUAUUGGUAUUCUGGUCCCAAAACACUCCUCCUCCACAAAGAUGCUUUACUGGAUGCACAUGAACUCUGAUCCUGAGCGGUGUUUCAGUAUUUAAAAAAAAAAAAUCAUUUUCAGUUCUGAAUGGAUCAGAAAUAAUGGAAUUCAAAAUACAGAAUACAACUAUGACCGUAUUAUAAGAUCAAUGUGACAUUUUUGUGGAGAAACUUAGGUGCUCCUUGCUCUAAUUUUUCUCUCUUUUAUUUUUUUUUUUAAGAAUUAACACAAGAAAGGCAAUGGCAUUUUGAAAAAAAAAAAAAAAAAAUGAAAUGAGGACCAACAAGUCAAAUCAAUUUGAAAGAGAUGAACAUAAUUGUUACUAUGAUUUUUUGUGUGUGUGUGAUUGUGAAAAUAUUGUACGGUUUGUACAGACAACUGAGUCACUGAAGGGCAUUUUGAAAGCUGAGAUAUUUAAGCUUUUAAUUCAGUCAUGUCAAAGCAAUUGCUACAGAGUUGGCGUUUUUUAGGACAGAUACAAAAAAUAAGGCAUGUGUUUCAAGCGCUCUUAGAAAUUUGGUAUACAAAAUACCAGUUUUACAGAAAAUAAACCAAGUUUUUUUUCCCCCCUUAGAAAAAUACCACUCCCUCCCAUUCCAAAAAUCAACAACUGACUAGGAACCAAAUUUCUCGGUGGAACAGGAAUGGAAAACGUCGAAGCGAGACCCAAAAUGUGACUUAGUGCUGAAAGUAUUUGCUGCCCGUGUCCCGUGCUGCUGAGCGACCCGCAGGACGACGGGACGGGGCCGCUAAAAGCAGCUCCAGGUCACCGGGAGCGCCUGGACCCGGUGGCUCUGCAGUCCAUUAGUGCUGUCGCGUUGAAAGGGUUCAGAUCCGGCGGGUGUUUCAGGGUGGACUUGUAUCAUUUCUCAGCUCUGGGAGCACAACAAGUUACGUUCAACACUAAAGUGGGUUGAGUCGAUGGGAAAUAAACACCAUCCGCCAGCCAAAUGCUGAUGUGUUUUGGCAGCGGUCGGUGAGUUUUUCUUCUGGCAGGUUGCCGUCCCCAAUCUGGAGGUUUUUUUAUUCUACACUAAAACUCUGGUUGGCAGGUAAAACAGGAAAAGUGGCUUGUGGAUUUACAGAAAUACCAAGUUUCCUGCCCUAUAGGUUGAAUGUAGUCAUCGAGGAAUGUUUUGUUUGUGUAAAUCUUAGUACCAAAGUUGAUUUAUUUACGAGCACUUUUUGAGGUUCCUUUGUUACUGUUGCUUUGCCUUGUUUUUGACAGGAAUGUGUUCUGUGAUGGCAAAGGUACUGCAUUUCUUUCUUUCUUUUUUUUUUUUUUUUCUAAUCGAUGAUACGUUCUCUUCAGUCGCCUUUAACUGCGUUGAUUGUGACAGGCUUUCGCUGUUUCUCAUCCGAGAUGCGCUUGUACAAAAAAGCACACUGAGACUGGAAAAAAAAAAAACAAAAAGUUGUGUGAAUGCUCCAUGGAUAGUUUUGUUUUAAAAAAAUUUGUAUUCCUAUUGCAAAAUAAAGGACGGACGGCGUGUCUUGA
Messenger RNA from Myripristis murdjan (pinecone soldierfish), 8293 nucleotides. It is a transcript of the gene bag5, whose product is annotated as BCL2 associated athanogene 5. The transcript has 3 exons. Gene Ontology annotation, biological process: negative regulation of protein ubiquitination; regulation of inclusion body assembly; protein stabilization. The record is from RefSeq and is a predicted model, not a curated record. Gene Ontology annotation, cellular component: cytoplasm; cytosol; nucleus. NCBI's taxonomy places the organism in Eukaryota, Metazoa, Chordata, Actinopteri, Holocentriformes, Holocentridae. Gene Ontology annotation, molecular function: adenyl-nucleotide exchange factor activity; protein-folding chaperone binding. Bases 423 to 1889 code for a protein of 488 amino acids.